Phragmites australis (common reed) is the source of this 531-nucleotide messenger RNA. Its product is annotated as histone chaperone ASF1-like. The record is from RefSeq and is a predicted model, not a curated record. The transcript has 2 exons. The coding region runs from base 1 to 531 and encodes 176 amino acids. NCBI's taxonomy places the organism in Eukaryota, Viridiplantae, Streptophyta, Magnoliopsida, Poales, Poaceae.
AUGGCUAGCAAUGAUGAUCCUAUCUUCAAUGAGGUCACUACAGCAUGUGAAUACAAAAGGAUCAAAAGAAUCCUGGGGUUGAAGUAUGAUUGGAGUGUUGAGGUUAUAGCUCAGUUCUAUGCCACACUCAAAUUUGACCAUGAGGAGAACCAAACGAUGCAAUGGAUGAUAGAAGGAGAGAUAUCAAAUCAAAUAAAGGAAUAUAAAGACAAGACAAAUAUGAGGUUGAGAAUGUUUGAGGAGAGGCAAAAGGCUAUCUAUGCUAAUUUGAGAAUUGAGCCUCCUUGCUCUCCAGUUGCCUCAGAAGAAGAUGUGAGUGAGCCAGAAGUUUUUGAAAAUCCUUGGAGUUGGUAUGAUGAAGCUCAAGCUACUGCUGGGGGCACCGGAACAUCUCAUGCUCAAGAAAUAGAAGAAGAAUCCGAAGAAGAGGAAGAAGACUGUGGUGGUGCCGAGGAAAGUACUCAAGAUGAUGAUGAUGCUAGUGGACGUGGGGAUGAAGACGAAAAUGAGGAGUAUGAGGGAAGCAACUAG